AUGGGCAACUUCAGUGCUGUCUCUGAGUUCAUCCUUCUUGGGCUGUCUGCCGAUGCUGAGGUCCAAGCCGCGCUCUUUGUGGUUUUCCUUGUGGUCUAUGUCCUGACCCUGACGGGGAACUCCGUGAUUCUGCUAGUGAUAAUGGCUGACGCUCACCUCCGUUCCCCGAUGUACUUUUUUCUGGGUCACCUCUCCUUCGUGGAUCUUUUGUAUUCGUCGGUCUCUGUGCCCAAGAUGCUAGAAAAUCUAGUGUCUGAGACAAAAACCAUCCCCGUGAAGGCCUGCCUGGCCCAGGCCUUCUUUGUGUAUGCCAUUGGAGGCACCGAGGCUCUGCUCCUUGCAGUCAUGGCCUACGACCGUUACGCAGCCAUUUGUCACCCUCUACUCUAUGGCCAGAUGAUGAGCAGCCAGCUGUGUGAGGGACUUGUGUGGGGAUCCUGGGGCCUGGCCAUACUGAGCUCACUCAUUAACACCCUCCUAGCUAUGAAGUUGGACUUCUGUGACUAUGGAGCCAUACACAACUACAACUGUGAGAUCCCGUCCCUCUUCCCUCUGUCUUGCUCUGACGUUUCCACUAACGCCACUGUCUUGCUCUGGUCUUUUGUUCUACAUGCCUCUGGAACCUUUCUUCUGGUUUUAUCUUCCUAUGGUUGCAUUUUCUCCGCUAUCCUGAACAUGCGCUCCACCACGGGCAGAAGCAAGGCCUUCUCCACCUGUUCCUCCCACCUCACUAUAGUGAUCUUGUACUUCGGCUCAGCCUGCCUGCGCUACACCAUGCCCACCUCGGGUUCUCCCGUGGAAAUAAUCUUCUCUCUACAGUACAGUGUCAUCACCCCCAUGCUGAACCCCCUCAUCUACAGCCUGAAGAACAAGGAGGUGAUGGCAGCUGUCAGAAAAAUGCUUGGAAAAUGCUGCCAGCAUUUUGAGUAA
This is a messenger RNA of Peromyscus californicus insignis, 930 nucleotides long. RefSeq names its product olfactory receptor 8S1-like. The transcript has a single exon. The record is from RefSeq and is a predicted model, not a curated record. Gene Ontology annotation, biological process: G protein-coupled receptor signaling pathway. Gene Ontology annotation, molecular function: G protein-coupled receptor activity; olfactory receptor activity. Gene Ontology annotation, cellular component: membrane. NCBI's taxonomy places the organism in Eukaryota, Metazoa, Chordata, Mammalia, Rodentia, Cricetidae. The coding region runs from base 1 to 930 and encodes 309 amino acids.